Messenger RNA from Arabidopsis lyrata subsp. lyrata, 1841 nucleotides. RefSeq lists its product as uncharacterized. Bases 793 to 1620 code for a protein of 275 amino acids. The record is from RefSeq and is a predicted model, not a curated record. NCBI's taxonomy places the organism in Eukaryota, Viridiplantae, Streptophyta, Magnoliopsida, Brassicales, Brassicaceae. The transcript has a single exon.
UUGAACCAGAUUUCCAUAUAUUUUAUUCGUAAAGUAAUAGUGAAUCACAAGAUGAGUCAAUAUUAAAAAUGGGUAAUUCAUUUGACGUGUAGUACGUGGAAGAAUAGUUAGCUAUCACGCAUACAUAUCUAUGAAUAAAUGUGUAUGACAAUAAGAAACUAAAAUAUUAUCUAUAGUCCGGUUACUCUUUCGUACUGAUUUCUGAUUUCAUAUAUUUAUUUUUAUUUUAUUUUAAUGAAGAAGCGAUUAGUGUUUGACUGUUUUCAUAGAAAUCAAAUCAUGAUAGGUAUUUCAGUUCCACAACAUCUAGAUCUAUACUGCUAUACUGAUAUAUCUGAUUGUGUUGUUGUCUAAUGAUGAUGUGUCGAAACUCUGCUGUACCAAUGCUCGAGCGUGAUCGAUGCCUUGACAAACUAUGUUUCCCGAAUUAAUUAAGUUUUUUGUAUCUUAGCAUAACAUUUUCUUAUACAAUGUAAUUUCUCAGGUAGACAAGAUAUGUAUCCUAUAUUAAUUACUAAAUAUGAAUUGCCGGGCACCUACCAGGAUGUUUCAAAUACGAGAGCCCAUUAGUUUCCACGUAAAUCACCAUGACGCGUCAAAAUCUAGAAUCGUGUCAAAACUCUAUCAAUACAAUAAUAUAUAUUUCAAGGGUAAUUUCGACAUUUCCGGAACUCAAUGAUUCAAUCCAAGAACCUCCUAUAUAAAGGCUACAACACCUCUAAAGAUUAACACAGCCACAUUAACUCUUCAUCACUAUCUCUCAAUCUCUCAUUUCCUCCUUGGCACGUGAAAAUGACAGAAAUGCCCUCGUACAUGAUCGAGAACCCAAAGUUCGAGCCUUACAAGCCAAAGAAACGACGUUAUUACACUUCUUCGAUGCUUACCAUCUUCUUAUCGAUCUUCACAUACAUUAUGAUCUUUUACGUUUUCGAAGUAUCACCAUCUUCGGUCUUCAAAGACACAAAGGUCUUGUUCUUCAUCUCCAAUACUCUCAUCCUCAUAAUCGCCGCCGAUUAUGGUGCCUUCUCUGAUAAAGAGAGUCACGACUUUUACAGUGAAUACAAAGCCGCCACCGCAACGAUGAGAAGCCGUGCUGAUUACUACUCUCCGAUUCCCGUUUCAAGACAGAGAGAAAACCUUAGAGAUGCAAAAAUCAAGAACCCUAAAGAAGAAGAAGAAGGAGUACCGAUGGUGAAAGAGAUCGUUUACGUUUAUCCUCCCGAGAAAAUAGUGACAGUGGUGAACGAGGAGAAACCGAGAGACGUUUUAGCUAUCGAGAAUUUCAAACAGGUUACAGAUCAAACUGUUGCUAGCGAAGAAGCUUGUGACGCAAGAAACCAUGUGAACCCUAAUAAACCGUACGGGCGAAGUAGAUCAGAUAAGCCACGGAGAAAGAGGCUCAGCGAAGGUACAGAGACGACCAAACGUAAAAGUUAUGGUCGAAGGAAAUCAGAUUGCUCGACAAGGAUGGUUAUUCCGGAGAAGUGGGAAAAUGUUAAAGAAGAAUCUGAAGAGUUUUCAAAAUUGUCCAACGAGGAGUUAAACAAACGAGUCGAAGAAUUCAUCCAACGGUUCAAUAGACAGAUCAGAUCACAAUCAUCACGAGUUUCGUCUACUUGAUUUGAAUUGCUCCUAGUAGUAUAUAAUUAAUUUAGUUAGAAUUCUUUUUAAAGUUUUGUUAGUAUAGACUAGAGUACUGUUUUCAAAACUUGGUGAUGAGAUGACUUUUUUUUUGCAGUCGUCAGUGUAAAUUAAUAUAAGAAUGUGAAAAGGUAACUGAAGUAGUGGUCCGUUGUAAGAAAAGUCUAUAUAAACGCCUUAUGGGAAAAAAAAAACAUUAU